AUGUUUACGGGGAACUACCCGCACGUCACGGGGCACCGGUCGCUCGAAAACUUGAUCAAGCCGUGGGAGCCAAACCUCUUCCGCUCGCUGAAAGAAGAGGGCGGAUACCACGUAGCGUGCCUCGCUCCGCGCGGCGACACGUUCGCGCCCACCGUGACCGAGCUGAGCGUCGACGAGUACGGGUUUCUAGAGACGCCCGAGUUCGUGCCCAAAUUUGGUGGCGGCGGCGGCGAUGAUCCGGACAAAGAGAAUAUUUGGAAACGGCUCUUCUAUAAGGGGCUGAGGAAUCAGAAUGCUGCGAUGGAUUACGACGACGCUGUCGUGAGGAGCGCACUGAAGUGGUUGGAGCGGCCUCCAAAAGACAAGCCGUGGGUGUUAUUCAUGCCGCUCAUCUUCCCACACUGCCCGUUUCAAGUCGAGGAGCCAUAUUUCUCCAUGUACGAUCGGAAGGAGAUGCCGGUUCCAUCGAACAAGGCUGACAAGACUGGCUACGAGCCACGAUAUAUGUCCAUCCUUCGCGAACAAUAUGGCACACAUCGUGCAAGCCGGGAUGUAUGGGCGGAAGUGACAGCGACAUACUUCGGUAUGAUCUCCCGGCUAGACGACCAAUUCGGUCGGGUAGUCAAGAAGACUGAGGAAUUAGGCUACUGGGACAGCACUGUAACUCUCUUCUUCACCGAUCACGGAGAAUACCUGGGUGACCACGGUCUCAUCGAGAAAUGGCCAUCAGGCCUGUCUGACAGCCUAACCCGCGAGCCUCUCAUCGUUGGUGGAGCGGGUCUGCCAAAGGGCGUCGUAUAUGACGAGAUGACCGAGAUGGUUGAUCUGGUUCCCACUGUUUUCCAAUUGGCAGGCAUUGGCGAGCACUUCCCUCACUGCGGCAAGUCGAUGGCCGAUCUGCUUGUUUCGGGAGGGAAGACCGCGGACGGAGAGGUCAUAAAACACCGGGACUUCGCCUUUACUGAGGGUGGUUUCCUCCUAAGUGAAGAGCCGUUGCUCGAACAGGCGCCCUACCCUUAUGAUAUCAAGGCGACUCUGCAGCAUACCGACACUGCCACGGUAGGAAAGGCGGUCUCAAUUCGCGACAAGGAGUGGACAUAUAUCUACCGGCUCUAUGAGCCCCCUGAGUUGUACAGCCGCAAUGCUGAUCCGCAAGAGCUGCACAAUCUCGCUGGGGUGGCUGACCACGCAGGUGAGCGACGAAGACUAGAGGCUGAAGUGUUGCGAUGGAUGGUCUCUAGCAGCGAUUUCUUGCCCUGGAAGAAAGAUCCCAGAUUUCCCGAUGUGAACCUCGAGGAUCCCCGAAGCCAAUGGGAUAAGAGGGGUCAAUGA
Molecule: messenger RNA, 1332 nt
Organism: Phaeoacremonium minimum UCRPA7
Lineage: Eukaryota; Fungi; Ascomycota; Sordariomycetes; Togniniales; Togniniaceae
Product: putative sulfatase protein
Exons: 2
Coding region: 1-1332 (443 amino acids)
Molecular function (GO): iduronate-2-sulfatase activity
Source: RefSeq, a predicted model, not a curated record